This is a messenger RNA of Xyrauchen texanus (razorback sucker), 5664 nucleotides long. Its product is annotated as heterogeneous nuclear ribonucleoprotein D0-like. Gene Ontology annotation, biological process: regulation of gene expression. Gene Ontology annotation, cellular component: nucleoplasm. The coding region runs from base 175 to 1128 and encodes 317 amino acids. The record is from RefSeq and is a predicted model, not a curated record. The transcript is spliced from 8 exons. Lineage: Eukaryota; Metazoa; Chordata; Actinopteri; Cypriniformes; Catostomidae. Gene Ontology annotation, molecular function: RNA binding.
CAUUUUGUGAAUGGACGCCUUUACAGUUGUCAGGCUUUAAGCAAACGGAAAGGAAGGCGAUUCUGACUGUAAUAAUCCCGAUUUACAACCUAUUUAACAUUCAUUUUAACCCAACAAAUUUACGCAGCAAGAAGUCAUUUAUAUUCGCGCGUUUUCGCCUCUAGUUGAUCAAAUAUGACAGAGGAGCAGACUCCGGGCGAAGAUCCGAUGAAGAAGACUGAGGAAGAUGAUGGAGAGGCUCUGGGUGAAGAGCAGAUCACGGAGGUCGGUGGGUCUGAUGAUGGGGGGCAAGGACAGACGGAGGGCUCAAAGAUAGAUGCCAGUAAAAAUGAAGAAGAUGAGGGGAAAAUGUUUGUCGGUGGGUUAAGUUGGGACACAACCAAGAAAGACCUGAAGGAUUACUUCUCCAAAUUUGGGGAGGUGGUCGACUGCACUUUAAAACUGGAUCCUUUGACUGGCCGGUCCAGAGGAUUUGGCUUUAUUCUGUUUAAAGAUGCCGAAAGUGUGGAAAAGGUGAUCACCCAAAAAGAUCACAAACUGAAUGGAAAAGUUAUUGACCCUAAGAAAGCAAAAGCCAUGAAGUCCAAAGAGCCUGUGAGGAAGAUAUUUGUUGGAGGUCUUUCCCCAGAUACGCCAGAAGAGAAGCUCAGAGAGUACUUUGACGCUUAUGGAGAGGUGGAAUCCAUUGAGCUGCCAAUGGAGAAUAAAACCAAUAAAAGACGAGGUUUCUGUUUCAUAAUGUUUAAAGCGGAGGAACCAGUCAAGAAAAUUAUGGAGAAGAAGUACCAUAACAUUGGUCUAAGCAAGUGUGAGAUCAAGGUGGCCAUGUCAAAGGAGCAGUACCAACAGCAGCAGCAGUGGGGUGGGAGAGGAGGAUACUCCUAUAGAUCCAGAGGGAGAGGAGGUCCCAAUCAAAAUUGGAACCAGGGAUACGGAAAUUACUGGAAUCAAGGUUAUGGAAAUUACGGAAACUAUGGCUACAACAAUCAAGGCUAUGGUGGAUACGGGGGCUAUGAUUACUCGGGUUACAACAACUACUACGGAUAUGGUGACUACAGCAAUCAGCAGAGCGGUUACGGCAAAUCACCACGGCGCGGUGGCCAUCAAAACAGUUACAAGCCAUACUAACGUUUAAACGCUACCAGAAACACGCAGCGGGGACUUCCUUGCAGGCCAUGAGCUGACUUCCCGAUUGUCUCACGCCCGCUCAUUGCGGACAGGGUACGAGAGGCGUACGCUCUCGAAUUCUCCCAUUUGGUAUGGUCUUCCAACAUCCUGUAUACGAAUUGUACAACAACUACAGCAACAAAAACCAUAAAAAGGACACCUCAAGCUUUUGUCUUUUAUUUUUAAAGGAAUAGUUUACCUAAAAAUUUUAAUUCUCUCAUCAUUUAUUCACUCCCAUGUCAUUCCAAACAUAUAUGACUUUCUUCAAAGUCCCCGUCAAGGCAAGUCAAUCCACUUGGCGGCCAUCUUUGGAACAUUCCCGGGCAGCUAUUUUCUAUGCAUACAAGCGGCAUAAAAGUACAGCUCCUAUCUACUUGAAUGGGGAAAGACAGAAAUCUCCAAAACAAUUAUGAUCGAAGAACAUAUUUCAAAUCAGCUGUUAAAUUUGACAAGAAUAGUACGAUAAAUUGUGCUUCUUUAGCUCAGAUCACACACACACCAAAAAGUUUUUCAGGCUGGUCCAGCUAACAUUCACGAGUUGACUGACAGGUAAUGUCUGUAUCUAAAAGUUGAUUGGCUCUUUUACCUUUAAGGCGGGACUUAUCCACCAUAUUGUUAUUCCAAUUCCUCCCGUUCAUUUUAAUACAAGUGGUCCAUCUCUGCUAAACUGUCUUUGUUUUCUUCCAUGGCACAUACAAUUACUCAAAAAGCUUCAAAAAGGAUGCAUAAUAUAUUUAAAGUAGGGCUGUCAAUCGAUUAACAUUUUUAAUCGAAUUCAUUCGCAUAAAAAUGUUUUCUGAGAAAUCCCUCAAAUAACAAUAUUUCAAUAUUUAAUGAAUAAAUAACUACAAAUAGUUAUAUUUAAAUUAGAAAUAAAAUUUGUAUUAUAAAAAGAAAUACAGAUAAUUUAAAUGGAUUACAUUAUUUUGGCACAUAAGUGAAGCAUUCAAAAAUACAAUACAAAAAGUGGCUUUAGAAUGCAAUAUAUUGUUUAUUUCCAUAUUAUUGAACAUAAGCCAAUCAUUGGCCUCCAGUUCACAGCAAUCCAUUUUGCAACGGAAUUUGUCAAUCAGUCCGAGAUUUAUUAAAAAUGCUUGUCUAAGGAUGCAUCAGUGUACACCUGCAUCAGCCGUAAGCUUUUGGAGCAUCUCACUUUGGUUUGUUGCGUCAUAAAGGUUCAGUUUUUAGGAUGCUGUGUCAAGCUAAAGAAGUUUGAAACUUAGAACACGUUUUGAGAUCACUGUGUUCAGAUUUGCACUCCAUCAAGCUGUGUUUGAAUGCAAGAAUGUGUUCUUAUCUUGUGUUGUCUGCUCUCAGUAAGUGUGGUUUGUUCUCUGUGUAAGCUGCGUGUUGCCUAUACAUCUGGAAUUCCGCCUACUGCCCCCUGGAGAAAACAAGUGGUACUACAAGCUUGAAUUACUCAGAUGGUAGGAAUAUUCCGUAUUGCGGUCAGGGAACAUGAAUAACUGCGUAAAUGUUUUUAACCCAUUAUUUUAUGUAAAAUUAAAUUGACAGCCCUAAUUGAAAGAAGUCCAUAUGACUCGUGCGCUGUAUUUCAAGUAUUCUGAAGCCAUACGAUAGCUUUGUGUGAGGAACAGACCAAAAUGGAUUCACUUAUAUACUAAAAAUAUGACAUUCUGAUUAAUUAAUUGUAAUUAAUCACAUGUCAUUGUUUGUUGAAAAAGUCCCCCAAAUAAAGAUAAUUAUUAUUUAAGAUAAACAAAGUUGUAAAAAAGAAUUUACUUAAAUAAUCGUAUAUAGGCUAACAAGACUUGGAGACUAAUAGUUCUGACUUGUUUUACAUAUAGUUAUGAAAUAAUAUAUAUGAAUUUACAUAUGUUGUCAUUUGUGACAGCUUAAGGCCGUUGAUUUAGUGGAAAAACAAAAGGUUUUCUGUAAAAAGUGUAUUAGAAAGUAAUUUGAAAGUAUUUAAAAUGUAAUUACUUUUUUGAUGAAAUAAUCAGUAAAUUCAGGUAUCUGAUUACAAUUUUAGAGUAGUAAGUUGUAGACAAUUACUGUUUUUGUGUAACUUACCAAACACUGCUUGAAUUAUCCUAUGGUAGAAAAGUAAGUUUAUAUGUAUAUAUGGUUGGAUAUAAAAUGGGUUUGAACUGUUGCCACAGUUGCUGACAGGUUAAAAAACACUAUUCUUAAGGGGAAAUUCAAGCAUUACAGAUGUUAUAUUUGCAGUCAAAACGAUGUUACACCAGUCUAGGUUUUUGUGCCUGUUUUAGAUGGGUUUAAAAUUCAAAAUUGAUUUUUUUGGAGACCACACAAUUUGUAAAAAUUCUAAAUUUAAAUGCACAAUCCAGAAAUAAUACUUUCCAAAUAAUGUAGAAUGGUUGGCACUUCUAAGAACAUGUAAUAUUUAUUUUUAAUUAAUUGUCAUUUUCAGCAUGAUCGUAGUAAAAGCAGCACUUAGAGAACAUGUAAAGAGAAAACCAUCCAAAAUGUUUUGAAACCUGCUGACUUUGAUCUCUAAGAUAUUGGUAUAUCCAUCAAGGAAGCAUUAUGGAUUGAAUUAAGAUUGAAAUCACACAAUGCGUGAGCUAGCGGCACCCUCUAGCGGCUGUGUGCGGAACAAGCUGAACAGCGCAUCAAUAUAAGAUGAUCCAACGUUUAUCAAAUUACAAUUCACAUCGCAAGUUGGGGUUGUUCGCUAUGCUACAGUCUUUGAAAAUAUUCCUGCUUUUUUUGUCCUUUUGCUGAUCACAUGCCUAUUAAUUAUGUUAAUUCAAUGAUUAUUGCACUACGUUAACACAUCAAAUCAACAACCCUAGUCUGAAUUAUUGGUUUAUGGAUCAAACCGAUUUGGUUUUCACGUUCAGUCGCAGAGGUUAACAGCUCAGAGGAAGGGGAUAUUAUUAGAGAAUAAAGACUUUAUCUCACAAAUGAUUCACAUCGACCACAUUUAUGAUCUUUUUGCAUCCUUUUUGAUGCUUAAAAGCUUCAGUACCUGUUUAUUGUAAUUGCAUAAAAAAAGAGGGACCAACAGUCUUUAGAAUUUCUCUUUUUCUGUUCUACGGAAGAAAGUAAAUCAUUCAGCUUUGGAAUGACGUGAUGGUGAGUAAAUGAUCACAACAUUUUCUUUUUGGGGUGAACUAUUCCUUUAAGCUUUCUCUUAAAUCUUCUUGGGAUUGGUUUUAUGUAAUAAUAUAUUUUAAUGUAAUGCCAUUUUUUACAGGCACCAAGUAAUGGUAAAAUAUGGCGAGAGCCAGAAAAUAAAAUUAACUGUUUACUUUUUGAAGGAUACGGCUUUCUCUGGACUUUCUCCAGUGUUAAUAUAUGCACUUCUAAUCUUACCUGUAAUGCUUGCUUUUUCUUAUUUGUAGCCCGUGUAGCUGUAAUUUCCUGUAGUCCAUGAGCUUAAAGCCGGUUUGUACUUGGAUGCCGCUGUGCUGGAGAAGUGCUUUUUUAUAUUUGUAUUGUGUGAUUUUCUACUGACAGUGGUGGAAAAAGCGUCACCUGUAAAUAUUGUUAAUUUCAUCUAACAAAUUCUCUUUUUUUAACCUUUCGAAAUCUGGGAAAGAACAUAUUGUAUAUGGGAACGUUGCUUGUAAUGCUUUCCUUUUGUGUUUUAAUUUUCAUCCAAUUGAAGGUUGUGCAUUAAUGUUAUGAAUUAUCAAACAUGUCUAUUGCACUUAAGUGUAUUAUCUAAAGGAAUUUAAUUAAUUGCACAUUAUAAUUCUAUUUGAAAGCCAUUUCUUAUCCAUUUAUUGACAUUUUAAAGAAUUGGGAUUCCUUUUACAUUUAAUGAGUUUAUUUUUUUUCUAAAACAUGAUUAAUAUUUUCUUUUUUGUUUUUCAGAUGGAAUGACGGAGAAAGUCAAGUAAAGAAGAGAAACCAAGAAGGUGAUACAUUUGAAAUACGGAGUCAGUUUAUCAGGACUUUUUGCCACAUUUAUAGUCAUAAGCUACAGUCUUUGGUCGCCAGUUAAUUUACCAUGUCAUUCAAAGCCAGACAUUUCAUUGAAGUGUGCACCCUAAAGAAUAUUUCAAGUGUUGGAUGAUGAACUUUUCCUGAACUACUGUUUUUGUGUUGAAUUUGUUUGCCAUUUGUUAUAUUAAUGCUUGUGUUGUUGUAUAAUUCCCUUAUGUGUAGCUCUCAUACAUGUCUGCCUUGAGUAAAAUAACUCAAUUGUUAGAAUUUAGUAUGGGCGGCGGUGGCUCAGGUGGUAGAGCGGGUUGUCCACUAAUCACAGGGUUGGCGUUUCGAUUCCCAGCCCACAUGACUCCACAUGCCGAAGUGUCCUUGGGCAAGACACUGGACCCCAAGUUGCUCCCAAUGGCAGGCUAGCGCCUUGCAUGACGGCUCUGCUGUCAAUGGUGUGUGAGUGUGUAUGUGAAUGAGACACAAUGUAAAGCACUUUAUAGAACCGCUAAGGUUAAAAGGUGCUAUAGAAGUACAGACCAUUUACCAUUUGAAAAAUACAAUGGAUAAAAAAUAAAGUGUAUUAACUUUAAGUCUUUCAUUUCAUCAUUGAUUAAAGGAAUAGUG